Loxodonta africana (African savanna elephant) is the source of this 9682-nucleotide messenger RNA. It is a transcript of the gene FREM2, whose product is annotated as FRAS1 related extracellular matrix 2. The transcript has 24 exons. NCBI's taxonomy places the organism in Eukaryota, Metazoa, Chordata, Mammalia, Proboscidea, Elephantidae. The record is from RefSeq and is a predicted model, not a curated record. Gene Ontology annotation, cellular component: membrane. Gene Ontology annotation, biological process: cell communication; anatomical structure morphogenesis. The coding region runs from base 1 to 9525 and encodes 3174 amino acids.
AUGCAUACAGCCGGGACCUCCGGGAGCGCCUCCCGCGCGUGCGGGGAAGCCAAGCGCACCAGCCUGCAGCCAAUGCCUCCUCCGCUGCCCCGACUGCUGCUGCUGCUGCUCCUGUCACUGGUAAGCCGCGUCAUGGCACAGCCUGCGGCCCCCAGCCGGGCGUUGCUGUCCCCAGAUCUCGCGGAGGCUGUGGGGGUCCCCGCCAAUGAAGCCAUAGUGCUGGCGAACCGCGGGCUCCGGGUGCCCUUCGGCCGGGACGUCUGGCUGGAUCCGCUGCACGACCUGGUGCUGCAGGUGCAGCCGGGGGAUCGCUGCGCGUUGACCGUGCUAGACAACGACGCGUUGGCCCAGCGGCCCGGCCGUUUGAGUCCCAAACGCUUUCCUUGCGACUUCGGCCCUGGCGAGGUGCGCUACUCUCACCUGGGAGCGCGCAGCCCGUCGCGGGAUCGUGUCCGACUGCAGUUGCGCUACGACGCUCCUGGAGGGGCGGUGGUGCUGCCACUGGUGUUGGAGGUGGAGGUGGUCUUCACCCAGCUGGAGGUUGUGACUCGGAACUUGCCCCUCGUCGUGGAGGAGCUGCUGGGGACCAGCAACGCCCUGGACGCCGGGAGCCUGGAGUUCGCCUACGAGCCCGAAACGGAGGAAUGCCGCGUGGGCAUCCUGUCGGGCCUGAGCGUGCUGCCUCGCUAUGGGGAACUCCUCCACUACCCGCAGGUCCCGGGCCGGGCCAGCGAGGCGAGUUCCUUGGAGCCUCUCCUGAUGGACUGCAAAGCUUUCCAGGAGCUAGGCGUGCGCUAUCGCCACACAGCCGCCAGUCGCUCCCCAAAUAGAGACUGGGUUCCCAUGGUGGUGGAGCUGCGCUCCCGGGGGUCUCCUGUGGGCAACCCUGCUUUGAAACGUGAGCACUUCCAGGUGCUGGUGAGGAUCCGAGGGGGGACCGAGAACACCGCCCCCAAACCCAGUUUUGUGGCUAUGAUGAUGAUGGAGGUGGACCAGUUUGUACUGACUGCCCUGACCCCAGACAUGCUGGCAGCUGAGGAUGCUGAGUCUACGCCUGAGCUUCUGGUCUUCAACCUCACCUCUCCAUUCCAGCCUGGCCAGGGCUUCCUGGUGAGUACGGAUGACCGCAGCCUGCCGCUCUCCUCCUUCACUCAGCGGGAUCUCAGCCUCCUGAAGAUCGCCUACCAGCCGCCUUCUGAGGAUUCUAACCAGGAGCGUCUCUUUGAAUUGGAGCUGGAGGUGGUGGACCCUGAAGGAGCGGCCUCGGACCCUUUUACCUUCGUGGUCGUGGUGAAGCCCAUGAACACACUGGCACCAGUGGUCACCCGGAACACUGGUCUCGUUCUCUACGAGGGCCAGUCUCGGCCCCUAACAGGUCCUGAAGGCAAUGGGCCACAAAACUUGGUCAUCAGCGAUGAGGAUGACCUAGAGGCAGUGCGGCUGGAGGUGGUUGCUGGGCUCCGGCAUGGUCGUCUCAUUCUUUUAGGUGCCUCCGGUGGUGACUCUGUCCCCAAGACCUUUACUGUGGCCGAGCUGGCAGCCGGCCAGGUGGUCUACCAGCAUUAUGACAGAGAUGGCUCACUGAGUGACAAUCUGGUGCUUCGAAUGGUAGAUGGAGGAGGUAAGCACCAGGUGCAGUUCCUGUUCCCCAUCACCUUAGUGCCGGUGGAUGACCAGCCACCUGUCCUCAAUGCUAACACAGGGCUGACACUGGCAGAGGGGGAAACGGUGCCCAUCCUGCCCCUCGCUCUGAGUGCAACGGACAUGGACUCAGAUGACUCUCUGCUGGUUUUUGUGCUGGAGCCACCCCACCCAGCUACAGGGCACCUGCUUCUUCGCCAGACUCACCCUCCCCAGGAGGAGGCGGAGGAGGAGCGCAGCAAGGACACUUGGAAAAAGAGGGGGAUGUUCUAUGAGCGCACAGUGACAAAGUGGCAGCAGCAGGACAUAGUGGAAGGCAAGUUGUUCUACAGGCACUCUGGGCCCCACAGACCUGGGCCAGUCAUGGACCAGCUCGUGUUCAGAGUCCGAGAUAACCACGACCCCCCUAAUCAGUCGGGGCUACAGAGGUUCCUGAUACGCAUUCAUCCUGUGGAUCGCCUACCCCCAGAGCUGGGCAGUGGGUGUCCCCUCCGGAUGGUGGUGCAAGAAUCCCAGCUGACACCACUGAGGAAGAAGUGGCUUCGAUACACCGACCUGGACACAGAUGACCGAGAACUGCAUUAUACAGUGACCCAGCCACCCAUGGACACAGAUGAAAACCACUCUCCAGCCCCUCUGGGAACCUUGGUCCUGGCUGACAACCCCUCAGUCAUAGUGACCCAUUUUUCCCAAGCCCAGAUCAACCACCAUAAAAUUGCUUACAGGCCCCCAGAUCAAGAACUGGGAGUGGCUGCCCGAGUGGCCCAGUUCCAGUUCCAAGUGGAGGACCAAGUUGGAAAUGUGGCUCCAGGCACCUUCACACUUUAUUUGCAGCCAGUGGACAACCAGCCACCUGAGAUCCUCAACACAGGCUUCAUGAUUCAGGAGAAGGGCCACCACGUCCUGAGCGAGACUGAGUUGCAUGCGACUGAUGUGGACACUGAUGUGGUCCACAUCUCUUUUACUCUCACACAGGCUCCCAAGCAUGGCCACAUGGGAGUGUCUGGACAGAGACUGCAUGUGGGUGGGAUCUUCUACUUGGAGGAUAUCAAGCAGGGCCGGAUUUCCUACACCCAUAAUGGGGACGAGUCUCUGAAUGAUAGCUGUUCCUUGGAAGUCAGUGACAGACACCAUGUGGUGCCCAUUACUAUAAGAGUGAAUGUCCGGCCAGUGGACGAUGAGAUGCCCAUACUGAGUCUUCCUGCUGGCACACUGGGGUCCUAUCUAGAUGUUUUGGAAAAUGGGGCUACUGAAAUCACUGCCAGUGUUAUCAAGGGGACCGAUGAGGACACUGAUGAUUUGAUGUUGACUUUCCUCUUGGAAGACCCACCCUUGUAUGGGGAAAUCCUGGUCAAUGGAGCCCCUGCAGAGCAGUUUACCCAAAGGGACAUCUUGGAGGGGUCUGUUGCCUAUGCUCACACUAGUGGUGAGAUAGGCCUGUUGCCCAAAGAGGACUCUUUUAACCUGAGUCUGUCAGAUAUGUCUCAAGAAUGGAGAAUAGGUGGUAAUACUAUCCAGGGAGUUUCUGUGUGGGUGACCAUCCUCCCUGUUGAUAACCACGCUCCAGAAGUUUCGGUGGGUGAAUGGUUUAUUGUAAUGGAAGGUGAAAAAAGUGUUAUAACCUCGACACACAUAAGUGCUGAAGAUAUCGAUUCCCUGAAAGAUGACAUCUUGUGCACUAUAGUUAUCCAGCCUACCUCAGGUUAUGUUGAAAACAUUUCUCCAGCACCAGGCUCUGAGAAAUCAAGAGCAGGAAUUGCCAUCAGUGCCUUCACCCUGAAAGAUCUCAGGCAGGGUCACAUUAACUAUGUCCAGAGUAUCCAUAAAGGGGUGGAGCCUGUGGAAGACCGAUUUAUAUUUCGUUGUUCUGAUGGUAUUAAUUUUUCAGACAGACAUUUUUUCCCCAUUGUUAUCAUUCCCACCAAUGAUGAACAGCCAGAGAUGUUUAUGAGAGAAUUUAUGGUGAUGGAAGGCAUGAGUCUGGUGAUAGACACCCCCAUCCUCAAUGCUGCUGAUGCUGACAUACCCCCAGAUGACUUAACUUUCACUAUUACUCAAUUUCCCACUCAUGGUCACAUCAUGAACCAGAUAAUAAAUGGUACGGUUUUGGUUGAAAGUUUCACCUUGGACCAGAUAAUAGAGAGUUCCAGCAUUAUUUAUGAACAUGAUGACUCAGAGACCCAGGAAGACAGCUUUGUGAUUAAACUCACAGAUGGCAAGCAUUCUGUGGAAAAGAUGGUUCCCAUUAUGGUUAUCCCUGUUGAUGAUGAGACCCCUAGAAUGACUGUAAAUAAUGGACUAGAGAUAGAAAUUGGGCAGACCAAAAUCAUCAACAACAAGGUAUUAAUGGCCACUGAUUUGGAUUCUGAAGACAAAUCCUUAGUUUAUAUUAUUCGUUAUGGUCCAGGACAUGGCUUAUUACAGAAACAAAAACCUACAGGUACCUUUGAAAAUAUCACAUUGGGCAUGAACUUUACCCAGGAUGAAGUGGACAGAAACCUAAUUCGGUAUGUCCAUUUUGGGCAAGAGGGCAUCCGGGACCUAAUUAAAUUUGAUGUGACUGAUGGAAUCAAUGCCCUCAUAGAUCGCUAUUUUUAUGUAUCUGUUGGCAGCAUUGACAUUGUCUUCCCUGAUGUGGUGAGUAAGGGAGUGUCUUUGAAAGAAGGUGGUAAAGUCACCCUCACCACGGACCUACUGAGCACAAGUGACUUGAACAGUCCUGAUGAAAACCUAGUUUUUACCAUCACCAGGGCUCCCAUGAGAGGUCGCUUAGAGAGCACAGAUCAACCUGGGGUGCCCAUCUCGUCUUUCACUCAGCUCCAACUUGCUGGCAACAAAAUCUACUACAUCCACACAGCCGCGGAUGAGGUGAAGAUGGACAGUUUUGAGUUUCAAGUCACUGAUGGACGUAACCCUGUCUUCCGGACAUUCCGUAUCUCCAUUAGUGAUGUGGACAACAAAAAGCCCGUGGUCACCAUCCACAGCCUGGUUGUCAGUGAAAGUGAAAACAAGCUGAUCACUCCUUUUGAACUCACUGUUGAAGACAGAGAUACUCCUGACAAGCUCCUGACAUUCACCGUCACUCAGGUGCCUGUUCAUGGCCAUCUCCUGUUCAACAAUACCAGACCUGUCAUGUUUUUUACUAAACAAGAACUGAAUGAAAACUUAAUUAGCUACAAACAUGAUGGCACUGAGUCAAGUGAAGAUAGCUUCUCCUUCACAGUGACCGAUGGCACCCAUACGGACUUCUACGUAUUUCCUGACACGGUAUUUGAAACCAGGAGACCCCAAGUGAUGAGGAUCCAGGUCUUAGCUGUUGACAAUAGUGCACCCCAAAUUGCAGUGAAUAAAGGUGCCUCUACACUUCAUACUCUAGCCACUGGCCAUUUGGGGUGCAUGAUCACAAGCAAAAUAUUGAAAGUGGAGGACAGAGACAGUGUACAUGUUUCUCUGAGGUUUAUUGUGACAGAGGCCCCUCGGCAUGGAUAUCUCUUCAACCUGGGCAAAGGCAACCACAGCGUCACUCAGUUUACACAAGCUGACAUUGAUGACAUGAAAAUAUGCUACGUCUUAAGAGAAGGGGCUAAUGCCACAAGUGAUACGUUUCAUUUUAUAGUUGAAGAUAGUGGAGGAAACAAGUUAACCAACCAACAUUUUCGUCUGAACUGGGCAUGGAUCUCCUUUGAAAAGGAAUAUUACCUGAUCAAUGAGGACUCCAAAUUUCUAGAUGUCGUUCUUAAAAGGAGAGGUUACUUGGGAGAAACUUCAUUUAUAAGUAUUGGCACGAGAGAUGGGACUGCAGAAAAAGACAAAGACUUCAAGGGCAAAGCUCAGAAACAAGUGCAGUUCAGCCCGGGCCAGACGCGGGCCACGUGGAGAGUGCGGGUGGUGAGCGACGGCCGGUACGAGCGGUCGGAGACCUUCCGUGUGGCGCUCUCGGAGCCGGUGCUGGCCGCGCUGGAAUUCCCCGCGGUGACCACGGUGGAGAUCGUGGACCCCGGAGAUGAGUCGACUGUAUAUAUCCCUCAGUCUGAAUACUCCAUUGAAGAAGAUGUUGGAGAACUGUUCAUUCCCAUCAGGAGAAGUGGAGACGUGAGCCAGGAAUUGAUGGUGAUCUGUUUCACACAACAAGGAACAGCCACUGGAACUGUCCCCACGUCGGUGCUGUCCUAUUCUGAUUACAUCUCCAGGCCUGAGGACCACACCAGUGUCGUCCGCUUUGACAGAGAUGAACAGGAGAAGAUGUGUCGGAUCAUCGUCAUUGAUGACUCCCUGUACGAAGAGGAGGAGACCUUCUGUGUCCGUCUGAGUAUGCCCAUGGGUGGGAGAAUUGGAGCAGAGUUUCCAGGGGCCCAGGUUACAAUCGUCCCCGACAAAGAUGAUGAACCAGCCUUCCACUUUGGUGACAUGGAGUACUCGGUGGACGAGCGUGCUGGCUCUGUGGAGGUGCGUGUGUGGAGAACAGGCACCGACCUGUCCAGGCCAUCCAGCGUCACGGUGCGCUCUCGGAAGACAGACCCUCCCUCCGCUGAUGCUGGAACAGACUAUGUGGGCAUCAGCCACAACUUAGAUUUUGCACCAGGAGUCAACAUGCAGACUGUUCGUGUGAUCAUUCUGGAUGACCUUGGGCAGCCAGUGCUGGAGGGAAUUGAGAAAUUUGAACUGGUGCUGCGUAUGCCUGUGAAUGCUGCCCUUGGAGAGCCCAGCAAGGCCACUGUGUCCAUAAACGACUCUGUUUCAGAUUUGCCUAAGAUGCAGUUUAAAGAGCGUGUGUAUACUGGCAAUGAAAACGAUGGGCAGAUAGCUGCAAUGAUCCACAGGAGUGGAGAUAUCCAGUUCACGUCUUCAGUGAGGUGCUAUACACGCCAGGGAUCUGCACAAGUGAUGAUGGACUUUGAAGAACGCCCGAACACUGAUAUUUCCAUCAUCACAUUCCUCCCUGGUGAGACUGAAAAGCCCUGUGUCCUUGAGCUGAUGGAUGAUGAUUUCCAUGAGGAGACAGAGGAGCUGCGCCUGGUUCUCGGCACUCCACGAAGCAAUUCUCCCUUUGGGGCUGCAGUUGGUGAACAAAAUGAAACUCUGAUAAGGAUACGAGAUCAUGCUGAUAAGACUGUUAUUAAAUUUGGAGAAACCAAAUUUAGUGUCAGUGAACCCAAAGAACCAGGACAAUCAGUGAUUGUAAAAAUUCCAGUGGUUCGCCAAGGAGACACUUCAAAGGUUUCCAUUGUGAGAGUCCACACCAAGGAUGGCUCAGCCACCUCUGGAGAAGACUAUCACCCUGUGUCGGAAGAAAUUGAGUUUAAAGAAGGAGAAACCCAGCACGUUGUUGAAAUUGAAGUGCUCUCCGACGGGGUAAGAGAGCUGAGAGAGGCCUUCACCGUUCACCUACAGCCUGAUGAAAACAUGAUCACCGAGACACAAGUGACCAAAGCCAUCGUGUAUAUAGAAGAAAUGAACAGCAUGGCGGACGUCACUUUUCCUUCCAUCCCUCAAGUUGUGUCCUUGCUGACGUAUGACGACACCUCCAGAGCUACAGACAGUGCUGGGCCUGUGUCUGGCUACCCUGUUGUCUGUGUGACAGCUUGCAACCCCAGAUAUUUGGACUAUGACAAGACAGGCUCUCUCUGUGCCAGUGAGAGCAUCAACAACACUCUGACCCAGUACCGGUGGCUGAUUAGCGCACCCACUGGCCCGGAUGGUGUGACCAGCCCCAUGAGAGAAGUAGACUUCGACACCUUUUUUACAUCAUCCAAAAUGAUCACCUUAGACUCCAUAUACUUCCAACCUGGCUCCAGGGUGCAAUGUGCUGCUCGCGCUGUGAACACCAAUGGAGAUGAAGGCCUGGAGCUGGUGAGCCCCAUUGUAACUGUCGGCAGAGAAGAAGGUCUUUGCCAGCCCCGAGUGCCAGGGGUAGUGGGGGCAGAGCCGUUCUCAGCUAAAUUGCGCUACACGGGCCCUGAGGACCCCGACCACACAAACUUCAUCAAGCUCACCGUCACGAUGCCACACACUGAUGGCAUGCUCCCGGUGAUCUCCACCCGAGAGCUCUCCAACUUUGAGCUGACCCUCAGCCCAGAUGGCACAAGAGUUGGGAACCAUAAGUGCUCCAACCUCCUGGAUUACACUGAAGUGAAGACUCACCAUGGCUUCUUGACUGACGCCACGAAAAACCCAGAAAUCAUUGGAGAGCUGUAUCCCUAUCAGUACAGCUCAUCAAUCAGAGGCUCCAGUACCUUACGCUUCUACCGAAACCUGAACCUCGAGGCCUGUCUUUGGGAAUUUGUCAGCUACUAUGACAUGUCAGAACUCCUCACCGAGUGUGGAGGCACCAUUGGGACAGACGGACAGGUACUGAACCUAGUGCAGUCCUAUGUGACCCUUCGAGUUCCACUCUAUGUCUCCUAUGUGUUCCAUUCACCUGUGGGGGUUGGAGGAUGGCAACAUUUUGACCUGAAGUCAGAGCUUCGUCUAACUUUUGUGUAUGACACCGCCAUCUUGUGGAAUGAUGGAAUUGGAAGCCCACCAGAAGCCGAACUCCAAGGUUCUUUAUACCCAACCAGCAUGCGCCUCAGUGAAGAGGGGCGCUUGGUCGUGAACUUCAAGACAGAGGCUCAAUUCCAUGGCUUGUUUGUGCUGUCACAUCCUGCAUCCUUCACAAGCUCGAUGAUCAUGUCAGCUGAUCAUCCAGGCCUCACAUUCUCCCUCCGCCUCAUAAGGAGUGAGCCAACCUAUAACCAGCCCGUGCAGCAGUGGAGCUUCAUGUCUGACUUUGCAGUCCGGGACUACUCAGGCACCUACACCGUGAAACUACUGCCCUGUACCCUACCACCGCACCAGGACUACCGCCUGCCCAUCACCUGCAACCCCAGAGAGGCUGUCACCUUUGACCUGGACAUCCGAUUUCAGCAGGUGAGUGACCCAGUGGCGGCUGAGUUCAGCUUGAACACCCAGAUGUACCUGCUCUCCAAGAAGAGUCUCUGGUUGUCUGAUGGAUCGAUGGGUUUUGGGCAAGAAAGUGACGUUGCUUUUGCGGAAGGUGAUACAAUUUACGGCCGUGUGAUGGUAGAUCCUGUGCAGAAUCUGGGCGAUUCCUUUUACUGCAGCAUUGAGAAGGUGUUCCUGUGCACUGGGACCGAUGGAUACGUCCCCAAGUACAGUCCAGUGAAUGAAGAGUAUGGGUGCUUAGCAGAUUCGCCUUCACUCUUACAUAGAUUUAAAAUUGUGGACAGAGCUCAGCCAGAGACCCAAGCCACCAGCUUUGGAAGUGUCCUGUUUAAUGCCAAAUUGGCAGUGGAUGACCCUGAAGCCAUUCUCUUAGUGAAUCAACCUGGAUCUGAUGGAUUUAAAGUCGACUCAGCACCACUCUUUCAGGUCUCUUUUGGCCGAGAAUGGUACAUACAUGCAAUCUAUACGGUAAGAUCCAAAGACAACGCCAAUGGAGGUAUUGGCAAAAGAAGUGUGGAGUACCAGUACCACUCCCUGUUUAGCCCAGGGAUGCCCCAGGCAUCCACCAGGAGCCAGAAGAAGAGGGAGAUCAGAAGCAUACCCCCGCUGGCACAGGACAUUGGCGCAAAAAAUAACCGCGGGACAAACAUCCAGCACAUCGCCCUGGACCGCACCUACAAGCAGCAGACCCCCCAAGGGAGAGUUCCUCCUGACAGUGUCCUACCUCCGGAGCUCAACCACCCCAGCUCUGACGUCAGCCUGGUCACCGUCGUCGGAGGCGUCACGGCAGGGCUACUGGCCAUCUGCCUUGCUGUCAUUGCAGCCGUGAUGUGCAAGAGCAAAGGGAAGCCCAGGGGGAAGGACGCCCCUGACGGCUCAGGCAGCAGCCAGCCAAUGGUGCCUCCACAGAGCCACAGCAGUGACAGCUCAGAGGUUUGAUGCCCGCAGAUAAAAUUCAACCUUUUCCUCAGGUGCCUCGGAAAAGACCACAAUAGAACCCCAAAGACUUCUGGUAAACCCCACGAUGUUGGGGACUUAAGUGAAGAACCUGCUCAGAGGACUUGCCUGUACUAAUGGAUUUUGAAUUCUGUCUACU